Messenger RNA from Menidia menidia (Atlantic silverside), 2228 nucleotides. The record is from the annotation of a GenBank genome assembly. Lineage: Eukaryota; Metazoa; Chordata; Actinopteri; Atheriniformes; Atherinopsidae.
CCUUAUAAAAACUACCCGCGGCUCACCGCCUGUCAGAGCAUCUGUGAAGGCAGACAAGUAGCGAGUCUUCUUCUCACCUGAGUCCCAAAGACGAGAAUCACGAUGGAAGAUCAGCGCAUCUUGAUCAGCGCGCGGAUUUUGGGAGGCAUCCGCCGGGAGAAACCAAAGCUCAAAAUGUUCAUGGUGUCUGUCUUGUGGUCGGAUGGAUCUGAAGUGAUCAUCUACAGAUCCUUUCAGGAUUUCAAGACAUUUCAUAAACAGCUAAAGACAAGGUUCCCUAACACGAAUCCUUUGAAGAAAACGGACAGGGUGAUCCCUAAAUUUAAUGGGAAGGCAAGGAGGAACAGCCUCCAGCAGAAGGGGUCCAAGAAGUCCACCGGGCAGAUGAAGUUCUUGGAGACUUACUGCGACAAACUGCUCAAGUGUGGCCAGAAUGUGACUCAGAGCCCGGACGUGACCCGGUUCUUCACGCCCAAAGACCACGACCUGCAGCCCGACUUCACCAAAAACACCGUGAUGACUCUGAUGUCCGACGAUGUGUCCGGUGGAGGGGUGGAGGGGGGCGGCCACCAGGGUCCGGGCGGCAUCACCCACCCCUUCGUCACGCAGACCUACCGCUGCGUGGCAGCCUACGAGACCAAGGACAUCAAGAACCGGCCAUUCAAGGUGGCCGUUGACGAGAAGCUGGACGUCCUGAUCAAAGACCCCGCAGGUUGGUGGCUGGUGGAGAGCGAGAACAAGCGCAUGGCCUGGUUCCCCGCCCCGUACCUGGAGGUACUAGACGGAGAAGAUGAGGAUGAAGAUGAGGAUGGACUGACACAAGGAAGCCUCUACUGUGCCGUGAGGAGUUACUCAUCCAGGAACAGCGAUGAGGUGUCUGUGCCCAUCGGCUGUGUGGUGGAGGUGCUCAAGAAGUCCGACGAUGGCUGGUGGUUCAUCAGGUUCAACAGCCGGGCGGGUUACAUCCCCUCCAUGUACCUGCAGCCGUACAACAACCCGCGGGCCAACCUCUACGGCGUGCAGAGGAGGCUGCACAGCUCCACUCUGAACCUGGCCACCGCCAGCCAGGCCCCCCCUCCGGUCAGAAUCCCAGAGGGGGAGGCGUUGGCGGGGUUGCCGGCGGCCUCCAGGCCCGGCUUCCCGCCGCACCUCCACAAGGCCCAGUCCCUGGACGUCCUGUCGGAGCCCUGGGAGCAGCCGCGGGCGGUCACCUCCGACCGAGACCGCGCCAUGAGCCGCACCAGCGCCGAGUCGGACUUCUCCGACCUGUCCUCCAGCAGCGAGUCCUCCUCGGCCCUGCGGGAGGCGCGCCCGUCCGGGGCCAGCGACGGCAGCCCCGACUGGACGCUCCCCGCCCGCCGCAGCUCCAACACCAGCUCCCACAGCUCCAACAGCUCCAAAGCCAGCGAGGCCUCCUCAGCCGCCCCCAGGGUGCCCCCCAGACCCAAGACCGAGGAGAUCCUGACCCGAUGCACCACCAUGACGCGCAAAGCCGCCCUGGCCACCAAGACCCGGCUCCACGUCCAGCCAGACUCAGUCCACAGCCGCUAGGAGACCACAAGAGGCCCGUUCAGGCUUUAACCGAGUUAGAUUCUUCCUAAUACUCGCACAUAUUUAUACCGUAUCAUAGAAAAAAGGUGUAAACUCUUUAAUCAGAAGGUAAAUGGGGUUUGAGCACUGUGUAUUGAUUUACUGUUAUGUUAGAAAAAAUGUAAGCGGCCCGGGCAGGACCAAGAUAAGUUGAUCGCCCUAAAGGGCUGUCUAGAUAUGUUGUGUUUAAGUCAAACAAAGCCUGACAUUUUAAGUUUGUCAGGUGAAAAACGUAGCUUCAGUGAAGCCUAAGUGGUAGAAGGGGAAUGCAUGUGUUAUACUGGCUUUAAAGGACGUUGGGAAUAUAAAUCAGCUUUGACUUUCUAUUCUUUUUUUUCCUUUUUAUCGCUGUUAUUAUUCUGGGGACAGUACUUCAUGAUAGAUCAUAUGUAUUAAGACUUUCUCUGCUUUGUAAAGACUGUAGCAUUGUUUUGGAUACUGCACUUUGCAAAUUUGUACACUGUGUUUAAACAGUUUCUGGUUACACAAAGGAAUGGCUCAAGAAAAGCCAGCGUGUUUGUGUGAAACAUGUUUGUGUGGCCAGACGGAACUCUGAUUUCUUAUGUUAUAGUCAUCUGAAAAACAUAUAUGUAUGUAUAUCAAACUGCUUUAUUUGACUAAUAAAUUAUAUUUGAGAA